Messenger RNA from Babesia bigemina, 414 nucleotides. Its product is annotated as U6 snRNA-associated Sm-like protein LSm4, putative. Bases 1 to 414 code for a protein of 137 amino acids. Gene Ontology annotation, molecular function: U6 snRNA binding. The transcript has 3 exons. Gene Ontology annotation, biological process: P-body assembly; spliceosomal snRNP assembly; nuclear-transcribed mRNA catabolic process. The record is from RefSeq and is a predicted model, not a curated record. Gene Ontology annotation, cellular component: U6 snRNP; spliceosomal tri-snRNP complex; P-body. Lineage: Eukaryota; Apicomplexa; Aconoidasida; Piroplasmida; Babesiidae.
AUGAUCCCGAAUGCAGCUACCUCUGACAAUCUUAAGAGCGGGCAAGAGUCAACCAGCGUCAACAUCGUAUACCAUUCCAUCAUAGCACCUCAGCUCAUAGAACUCAAGAGCGGUGAAACGUACAGUGGGAUCCUUGCUUCUUGCGAUUCAUUCAUGAAUGUUCACAUGGUCAAUGCAAUAUGCACAUCAAAGAGGGGCGACGAGUUUUGGAAACUAGAUGAGUGCUUUAUUCGGGGAAACAAUGUUAAAUCAUUCCGCCUGCCGGAAGAAGUUGCCGAUUUAGCUGUUGAGGAUGCAAAAGGUACCCGUGAGUUUUCUGUGAUGUAUCAAUGUGACGUAGCCACAGCAAGACCGUCCACGUCCAAUUCCAGGGCAAGAGGUAGUUUCUUUAGUGUGAUAAAUGAUACCAAGUAG